GCACCCACACGGUGCUGCUCAGGAGCGACGGCACGGCCGUGGCCUUCGGCUCGAAUAUCCGCGGCCAGUGCACCGUGCCGGCGCUGGACGGUGGCCUGAGCUACACGCAGGUCGCCGCCGGACGGUUCCACACGGCGCUGCUCAGGAGCGACGGCACGGCCGUGGCCUUCGGCCAGAAUCUCGAGGGCCAGUGCGCCGUGCCGGCGCUGGACGGUGGCCUGAGCUACACGCAGGUCGCCGCGAGACAAUUCCACACGGUGCUGCUCAGGAGCGACGGCACGGCCGUGGCCUUCGGCUCGAAUCGCAGCGGCCCGUGCGCCGUGCCGGCGCUGGACGGGGCGCUGACGUACACCGCGUCGCUCGACGGCGGCGCGGUGCGCUUCCUGACCCUGGGCGGGGUGGAGCGCUGCCGGGUGCGGGCGGCGCCCGGCGCGCCGCUCGCUGGCGUGCGCGACUGGCUGGCGGGCGAGCUGGGCGCGGGCAGGCUGGGCCCCGGGAUCGGCCGCGCCGACGCGGCCCUGCCAGGCGGACGGCUCCUGAGCGGGGCCUCGGCGGGCGAGACCGCC
This is a messenger RNA of Prorocentrum cordatum, 566 nucleotides long. The record is from the annotation of a GenBank genome assembly. Lineage: Eukaryota; Dinophyceae; Prorocentrales; Prorocentraceae.